Molecule: messenger RNA, 2251 nt
Organism: Diprion similis
Lineage: Eukaryota; Metazoa; Arthropoda; Insecta; Hymenoptera; Diprionidae
Gene: TM9SF3
Product: transmembrane 9 superfamily member 3
Exons: 10
Coding region: 223-1968 (581 amino acids)
Biological process (GO): protein localization to membrane
Cellular component (GO): membrane
Source: RefSeq, a predicted model, not a curated record
AAUGGCUGUUAUCGAUGGAAGAGCCAUCUGACGUGGCAAUACAUAAAAGUUUCCCGUGUGAUUGAGUCCCGUCUGCCUAUAUACGUGGUUCUGUCCAGUUCCGUUGACCGCUUGCGAUAUUUUGGCAAUGAACGGGACAUUUUCUCGUUUACAUCUCGCCUAAUUUAUCAUCAGUUUACGCUUAAUGUUUGAACGGAUCUCUUUGACAUUACGCAGUCUAACAUGGCAUGGAGUAGAUUAGUUCUUGUUUUGCUAGCUCUGACCCUCGUCUGUGGAGAUGAACACAAUCAUGUCUACGAAGAUAACGAUGAGGUAGUAUUAUGGAUGAGCACGGUGGGACCAUACCACAACCGACAAGAGACUUACUCGUAUUUCUCUUUGCCAUUUUGUGUUGGAUCAAAGGCAGUGAUCAGCCAUUACCAUGAAACGUUAUCGGAGGCACUCCAAGGCAUCGAGCUGGAGUUUAGUGGAUUGGAUAUAGAGUUUAAAGCGGACAUUUCCAAGACUGAGUAUUGCGAAAUUGCGCUGAAUGAAAAAAAUCAAAAGGCUUUCGUUUACGCCGUGAAAAAUCAAUAUUGGUAUCAAAUGUAUAUCGAUGAUCUACCAGUAUGGGGAGUUGUUGGCGAAGCUGAAGAAAACAACGAUGUGGUUUCCUAUUAUAUUUGGACACACAAAAAAUUGGAUAUUGGAUACAAUGGAAAGCAAAUCGUAGACGUCAAUCUCACCAGUGAGAACAAAGUCAAAUUAACACAGGGUGCUCGUAUUCCUCUCAGUUACGAAGUCAAUUGGAAGCAGAGCAAAGUAAAGUUUGAAGACAGAUUUGAUAAGUACUUGGAUCCCAAUUUUUUCCAACAUAGGAUUCAUUGGUUUAGCAUUUUCAACAGUUUUAUGAUGGUAAUCUUCCUGGUUGGUUUGGUCUCGAUGAUAUUGAUGCGUACGUUACGGAAAGAUUAUGCAAGAUAUAGCAGAGAUGAGGAAAUGGAUGACAUGGAAAGGGAUUUGGGAGACGAGUAUGGGUGGAAACAAGUACAUGGAGAUGUAUUCAGACCUGCAGGACAUCCGAUAAUAUUUUCAGCACUUGUUGGUGCAGGAUAUCAGGUUACCGUAGUAGUGCUUAGCGUUAUCAUUUUCGCUAUACUUGGAGAAUUGUACACAGAACGUGGGUCGAUGUUAUCCACAGCAAUAUUUGUUUACGCGGCAACAUCGCCUGUGAACGGAUAUGCUGGAGGAGGUUUAUAUGCUAGAAUGGGAGGCAGAAUAUGGAUAAAGCAAAUGGUACUAAGUGCAUUCCUGUUGCCUGUAUUGGUAUGCGGAACUGCUUUCUUCAUAAACUUUAUAGCCAUGUACUACCAUGCCAGUCGCGCCAUUCCAUUUGGGUCUAUGGUGGCAGUCACGUGCAUUUGUAUAUUCGUUAUCUUACCGUUGACGCUCGUGGGAACCAUCCUGGGACGCAACCUGGCUGGUACGCCAGAUGCUCCGUGUAGAGUGAACGCAGUCCCGAGACCUAUACCGGAGAAAAAGUGGUUUAUGGAACCACUAGUCAUCAUUACACUUGGUGGAAUUUUACCUUUCGGUUCCAUAUUUAUUGAAAUGUAUUUCAUCUUCACAUCAUUUUGGGCAUACAAAAUCUAUUACGUUUAUGGGUUUAUGUUAUUAGUAUUCGUUAUUCUGAUGAUCGUCACUGUCUGCGUAACAAUUGUCUGCACAUACUUCUUGUUGAAUGCCGAAGACUACAGAUGGCAAUGGACAAGUUUCUUGGCAGCCGGUUCUACAGCUGGAUACGUCUACGUGUAUUCGUUCUAUUAUUUCUUCUUCAAAACAAAAAUGUACGGGCUAUUUCAGACAGCAUUUUACUUUGGUUACAUGGCUCUCUUCAGUUUAGCAUUGGGUAUCAUGUGCGGUACGGUAGGAUACAUUGGUACAAAUGCAUUUGUGCGCAAAAUUUACUCUACAGUGAAGAUAGAUUGAGCCAAAUUUCUAGUAAUUAAAGAGGUGUAUGAGGAUACCGUUUACUAAGUCACUGCUUAUUUUAGUUCUUUAAUAAACAGUGAUUUAGCAAAGACAAAAUUAGUUGCUCAACUUUGGUUGAUGCAAAGUAUGUGAAAAUGACAGGCAAGAAUCUUAAACGCCACAAGAGCAUUUGGAUUUUGAGUAAUUUUCCUUCUCAAAAUUUCAAUCAUUUAAAAACUUAUACAUACGUGGAUUCACUACCCCAGUUAUGCAAUAGUUAUCAGUUGAAACUUCGCAGGAC